Messenger RNA from Erigeron canadensis, 1407 nucleotides. RefSeq names its product protein SYM1-like. Bases 80 to 1087 code for a protein of 335 amino acids. NCBI's taxonomy places the organism in Eukaryota, Viridiplantae, Streptophyta, Magnoliopsida, Asterales, Asteraceae. The transcript has 6 exons. Gene Ontology annotation, cellular component: membrane; cytoplasm. The record is from RefSeq and is a predicted model, not a curated record.
UCGUUUUGUAAAUCAUUUACAAUUAAACCCAAACACACUUUGAUUAAUUUGAUCAUACAUACAACAAAACACUUCAGCAAUGGCUACCAUGAACAAUUAUGUGUUUACCCACAAAUUAUCUCAACCAACCAAACCAUCCAUUUCAUCUCCAUCCCCCUUGUUUCUUACUUCAUCUAAAUUCUUUAAUAAAUCAAGAAACAGUCACAAUAAUUAUGAUAAAGUACACCCACUUACUAAAUCGGUUGCAAAAGACAGAGAGGUAGUUACAGAAAAGAUUACCAGUUUAAAACAAGAUGAUGAUGAAGAAGAAAAUAAAAGUGAAUUAUUAUUAUCAUUAGGGGAGAAGGAGGAGGAUAAAGAUGAUGGGUUUGUGGGAAAAGCAAUAAAUGCUUCAAUAGUUCUUGGUUUUGGUACUAUUGCUGUUACUAGGUUGCUCACUAUUGAUCAUGAAUUUUGGCAUGGAUGGACCCUUUAUGAGAUACUUAGAUAUGCUCCCGAGCACAAUUGGAUAGCAUAUGAAGAAGCUCUUAAACAAAAUCCUGUAUUGGCGAAGAUGGUUAUAAGCGGGAUUGUUUAUUCUUUGGGUGAUUGGAUUGCACAGUGUUAUGAAGGGAAGCCACUAUUUGAGUUUGACAGGACACGCUUGUUUCGAUCAGGCCUUGUUGGAUUCACUCUUCAUGGUUCUCUUUCUCAUUACUAUUACCAAUUAUGUGAGGCCCUUAUUCCUUCCAAAGAUUGGUGGGUAGUUCCUGCAAAAAUAGCAUUUGACCAAACAGUAUGGUCAGCAGUGUGGAAUAGCAUCUAUUUUGUGGUUUUGGGUUUGCUGCGGUUCGAGUCCCCUGCAAAUAUAUUCAAUGAACUCAAAACAACAUUCUUACCAUUGUUGACGGCUGGAUGGAAGCUAUGGCCAUUUGCACACCUAAUAACCUAUGGGGUGAUUCCUCUUGAGCAAAGACUUCUUUGGGUGGAUUGUGUGGAACUGGUAUGGGUGACAAUACUGUCGACGUAUUCUAACGAGAAAUCAGAAGCACGGAUUUCAGAUGCAGUAUCAGACGUAGACCCAAGUUCUUCAUCAGACAAACAAUAAUUAUAUUCUUGAUCGGUUUGACAUCUACUUGCAUCUUUUAUGGAGACAUGUAUAAACUUUGCAUGAAGUCCUUACACAACUGGUCUGUUAAAGAUUAAAAAAAAAUAAAAUGUUGAUAUGUAAUGUAGCGUAAAUAUGUUGUAUUUGUCACACACGGGGGCAUAUUAUAUCGGGUAUCAUCAUGUCAGAUACCAGUAUAUAUGCAUAAAAAGUUGUAUGUUACAUAGUCUCCAACCAUUAAUUUGGAGAAAUUAGAGACUUGAAUUGUGUAUGGGUUCCCAAUUUGUGAUUAUAAAGAUGAUUCAAAAGCGUUUGUCUAA